This is a messenger RNA of Gossypium arboreum, 420 nucleotides long. Its product is annotated as agamous-like MADS-box protein AGL8 homolog. NCBI's taxonomy places the organism in Eukaryota, Viridiplantae, Streptophyta, Magnoliopsida, Malvales, Malvaceae. The record is from RefSeq and is a predicted model, not a curated record. Gene Ontology annotation, biological process: regulation of DNA-templated transcription. Gene Ontology annotation, cellular component: nucleus. The coding region runs from base 1 to 420 and encodes 139 amino acids. The transcript has 6 exons. Gene Ontology annotation, molecular function: DNA-binding transcription factor activity.
AUGCCUAGUAGUGAUAGGCCUACAAGGGAAAGGAAAGUCGUAGAAAGGUAUUCAGCUCCUUCUGUUGCAAGGUCUUCCUCGUCUAAAAAUCUGUCAAUUGAAAAGCUUGUGAAAGAAGCCAUUCUGCCUCGUAUUCAUGGCUUAGCUCUUAAAACAACUGUUGUUGCGGGAAACUGGACCUGGGAACAUGCAAAACCUAAAGCUAGAAUGGAGACUUUACAAAGAAACCUGAGGCACUACAAAGGAGAAGAUAUCCAGAAUUUGAGUCUUAGAGAGCUUCAAAAUUUGGAGCAACAACUUGAUCCUGCCCUUAAAUGCAUAAGAUCUAAAAAGAAUCAACUUAUGGUUGAAUCAAUUUCUAAGCUUCAGAAAAAGGACAAAGGAUUGCAAGAACAGAAUAACAAUAACAAGAAAGAUUGA